GCCACAUCAAGAAAUUAAUAACAUCAAACUGCAAAACCGCGACCACACUUUGAUCCAAGCAAUCACGAACUUGGGGCCUUAAAAUUGUCAGAGUAGCGCGUUCAACACACAGGACCUGUUUGAUCGACGAAAUAAUGAUAACGCCACCGAGUGAGAACGAUGUUGUUGACGCGCAAACACAGGCGCGAACUCCAAUUCCUCUCGCAGGCAAAAAGAGAAUCGGACUUGCAGGCACCCCUCAAUCCACAGAUCGACUCAAGCAACCUUUCCAUAUCACAUCAGGCGAAGAUAAGGAGAAUGCUCCUCCUUCGACACAGAGAGGACGAUUAUAUGGCGGAACUCCUCAAUCCGUCGACAAAUUAGUGAAACCAUUCCGAUGUCCUGGUUCAGCAACGAUAACUCGAGCUUCCGUGAAACCCGCACGAAAGCGUCGAAAGGUUGAUUAUGGAGGUGCAGAUGGCGAAGAGGAAGAUGGAGAUAAACCGUGGACGAAUGAAGAUCGAUUAGCUCUUGCGAAUAGAGAUGCGAAUAAGUUUCCUGUUUUCCAGGUUAAGGACAAGGAUACUAUGUUUAGGAAACGAUUUUCGGUACCAUUGAUAAAUAAAGAUGGAGGGGGAUAUAAUCCCAAUCGACCUCCACCAACACUUGGACUGAGACAGGGAGCGGUGUUUGUUGCAAAAGCUUUACAUGAUCCUAGUGGCGAGUUUGCGAUUGUUCUUUACGAUCCUACAAUUGAUGAAAAGCCGAGGAGUAUAGAGCAAGCUAAGAAAGAGGAGGAAGAUGCUAAAAAAGAAACUGAAAAGAAGGACGGCGAACCCGAGAAACCGGUACUGAAGUUGGACGCCCCAUUGGCACAUAAAAGUCUUGCGGAAAUAUUAGGAAUAAAAAAGGUUGUGGAAGGUGAACGGCCCAAGGUUCCAGUUGUUAUUGAUCCUCGACUCGCGAAAGUUUUGCGACCUCAUCAAAUUGAAGGUGUCAAGUUCAUGUACAGAUGCGUUACUGGUAUGGUGGAUGAUAGAGCAAAUGGAUGUAUCAUGGCAGAUGAGAUGGGUCUGGGAAAGACUCUUCAAUGCAUUACUCUUAUGUGGACGAUGUUAAAGCAAUCUACCGAUGCUGGGAAACCUACUAUCAACAAGGCAAUCAUUGCCUGUCCGUCGAGUUUAGUCAAGAAUUGGGCAAAUGAAUUGGUCAAGUGGCUAGGUCCAGAUGCCAUUCAACCAUUUGCAAUUGAUGGCAAAGCUUCAAAGGAGGAACUUAUUCAACAAUUACGACAAUGGGCUAUAGCUAGUGGUCGAUCCAUUACAAGGCCUGUUAUUAUUGUUUCUUACGAAACUCUACGACUUUAUGUUGACGAGCUCAAGCACACUCAAAUUGGACUGAUGUUGUGUGAUGAAGGUCAUCGUUUAAAGAAUGGAGACAGUCAGACAUUUGUAGCAUUGAACAGUCUCAAUGUCACUAGGAGAGUCAUUUUAUCUGGAACGCCAAUUCAGAAUGAUUUGACAGAAUAUUUCUCCCUGGUCAGCUUCGCCAAUCCAGGUCUUUUGGGCACUCGAAUGGAAUUCCGUAAAAAAUAUGAAUUACCGAUUCAACGUGGUCGAGAUGCGGCUGGUAGCGAUAAAGAUCGGCAAAAGGGAGACGAAUGCAUCAAAGAACUUCUCAACGUCGUCAACAAAUUUAUCAUUCGCCGAACAAACGAUAUUCUUUCCAAAUACUUACCUGUCAAAUAUGAGCAUGUCGUGUUUUGCGGCCUCGCACCCUUUCAACUCGAUUUAUAUAAUCAUUUUAUUACUAGUCCAGACAUCAAAGCUCUUCUGAGAGGAAAAGGAAGUCAACCUCUCAAAGCCAUUGGCAUGCUCAAGAAACUCUGCAAUCAUCCUGACCUUCUAAAUCUCUCCGAAGAUCUUCCCGGUUGUGAACAAUACUGGCCCGAAGACUACGUUCCAAAAGAUGGACGCGGUCGCGAUCGUGAUAUCAAACCUUGGUAUUCGGGGAAAAUGCAAGUUCUCGACCGCAUGCUCGCACGCAUCCGUCAAGAUACUAAUGAUAAAAUCGUUCUAAUCUCCAAUUACACGCAAACCCUUGACAUGUUCGAUAAACUAUGUCGAAGCCGUGGCUAUGGAUCUUUACGUCUCGACGGUACCAUGAAUGUAACGAAGCGUCAGAAGCUAGUUGACAAAUUCAACGAUCCGGAUGGUCAAGAAUUCGUCUUUUUGCUAAGUAGUAAAGCCGGAGGAUGCGGUCUCAAUCUCAUCGGAGCCAAUCGACUCGUUCUCUUCGAUCCUGAUUGGAACCCAGCUGCUGAUCAACAAGCUCUCGCUCGAGUAUGGCGUGAUGGUCAAAAGAAAGAUUGUUUCGUAUAUCGCUUUAUCGCCACUGGUACUAUCGAAGAAAAGAUCUUCCAACGUCAAUCCCACAAACAAUCUCUUUCAUCCUGUGUUGUUGAUUCUGCUGAAGAUGUCGAAAGACACUUUAGCUUAGAUUCUUUGAGAGAAUUGUUUCAAUAUAGAAAAGACACAACGAGUGAUACUCAUGAUACGUUUAAAUGCAAACGUUGUAAGCCGGAUGGAAAACAGUUCUUAAAGGCCCAGGCGAUGAUGUAUGGUGAUACAAGUACAUGGAAUCAUUUUGUUAAUGCAGGGUUGGGGACGAUACAGGAUUUGUUGUUGAGACAGGAGUGUGGAGAUGAGAAUGUCAGCGCAGUGUUCCAGUACAUUAGUCAUUAGGCAAGGGAAGUUGGGUGUGUAAGGAGAUGGGACUGGAACGAAUACUGGGCGUGAUUUUGAUGCGUGGAUUGGAGCACUUUUUUGUUAUCCUUAAUUUUGUUUGGGAGUUCAACGACAAAUCGGAGAGAAUUAAGCUCCUUUAUAGUAUUCCCUCAAGCGGGCGUUUUGGUAUGAUGAUGAUAGACAGAAGCGAUUAUAUGACGUAGAACACUUCAUAUUAUUUUGAUUUUCAAUUCCCUUUGCCUCCUAAAUUUUUUGGCUGCUUCAUUUGUCAACUACACAUAUAUUUCAUGCAUAUCAAAAUAAGAGUCAAAAAUCAAAAUCAAAAGCCCUCUAGCAUUGCA
Botrytis cinerea B05.10 is the source of this 3067-nucleotide messenger RNA. RefSeq names its product Bcrad54 (gene Bcrad54). Gene Ontology annotation, molecular function: ATP binding; hydrolase activity, acting on acid anhydrides; ATP-dependent chromatin remodeler activity. The coding region runs from base 135 to 2723 and encodes 862 amino acids. The record is from RefSeq and is a predicted model, not a curated record. Gene Ontology annotation, cellular component: nucleus. NCBI's taxonomy places the organism in Eukaryota, Fungi, Ascomycota, Leotiomycetes, Helotiales, Sclerotiniaceae. The transcript has a single exon. Gene Ontology annotation, biological process: reciprocal meiotic recombination; double-strand break repair via synthesis-dependent strand annealing.